CCCUAUUCCAGUCAGAUAAGCGUGUUGGGGGGCGCUGAGGGUGUGGACCUAUCUACCCAGAGACAACUACAGCAUUUAUAGCUAGUAACUUAUUCUCUCACUUUACUACAACGCAUAAAGCGACCAUUAUAAGUGUUCCUUAAUUCCUGGCUUCCAUUCCUGAUAAGGUCCCAGAUGAGGGACUAAUGCUUGCUGGAACUUGCCUGAACUCUUCAGGUCUUCUUAAUCUUAGUUUCUCUACCUAAAAAGAAGAGUCCAUCGACCACAAUGGAUGAUAUCUUUACGCAGUGCCGGGAAGGCAACGCAGUAGCGGUUCGCUUGUGGCUGGAUAAUACAGAAAAUGACCUCAAUCAAGGAGAUGAUCAUGGUUUCAGUCCCCUCCACUGGGCAUGUAGGGAAGGACGCUCCAAUGUGGUGGACAUGCUGAUCAUGAGAGGAGCCCGCAUCAACGUCAUGAACCGUGGAGACGACACGCCUCUGCACCUAGCUGCCAGUCAUGGACAUCGAGACAUUGUGGGGAAGCUGAUCCAAUGCAAAGCAGACACCAAUGCAGCCAAUGAACACGGGAACACUCCACUGCAUUAUGCCUGCUUCUGGGGACAUAACCAAGUGGCUGAGGACCUUGUGAUUAACGGCUCUUUGGUGAGCAUCUGUAACAAAUAUGGAGAAACGCCUAUGGAUAAAGCCAAACCGGAUCUGCGGGAGCUCCUAAGAGAAAAGGCUGAAAAAUUGGGGCAGAACUUAAAUAAAAUACCGUUCAAGGACACAUUCUGGAAAGGCACCACCCGAACUCGACCGCGCAACGGUACUUUAAACAAACAAGCGGGGAUCGACUACAAACAGCUUUCUCUCACUGAAAAAAGAAAUGAAAACCAGUCUGGGGAGAUGUGGAAGGGACGUUGGCAGGGAAAUGAAAUCGCUGUUAAGGUGCUAAAAAUUCGGGACUGGACCGCAAGGAAGAGCAGAGACUUCAACGAGGAAUAUCCCAAACUCAGGAUUUUUUCCCACCCAAAUGUUCUACCUAUGUUGGGAGCAUGUCAGUGUCCUCCCUCCCCUCACCCCAUCAUCAUUACACACUGGAUGCCUUAUGGUUCCCUCUACAAUGUGCUCCAUGAAGGCACUAAUUUUGUGGUAGACCAGACACAGGCAGUCAAGUUUGCUCUGGACAUUGCAUCUGGAAUGGCCUUCCUACACACACUUGAACCUAUGAUCCCUCGCCAUUAUCUCAACAGUAAAAGUAUCAUGAUAGAUGAAGACUUGACAGCGAGGAUCUGCAUGGCGGAUGUCAAGUUCUCUUUCCAGUGUCCUGGCAGGAUGUACUCGCCUGCAUGGGUAGCCCCUGAGGCCCUGCAGAAGAAGCCAGAGGAGAUUAAUCGUCGCUCUGCUGACAUGUGGAGCUUUGCCAUCUUGCUGUGGGAGCUGGUGACCAGAGAGGUUCCAUUUGCAGACUUGUCCAACAUGGAGAUCGGCAUGAAGAUUGCUUUGGAAGGUCUGAGGCCCACCAUCCCUCCUGGCAUCUCCCCACACAUAUGCAAGCUUAUGAAGAUUUGCAUGAACGAAGACCCGGCGAAAAGGCCCAAAUUUGACAUGAUUGUGCCAAUUUUGGAAAAAAUGCAGGACAAGUGAAAAACUGUAACUCUUCUCCUUUGUCAAACAAUUUCAAAACCUGGAUCUUUUUUAAUCAGAUGCUACUUUGACUCUUGAAAUGGUGUUUUGGUGCUUACCAGUAUUGCCUUAAUCUCUUUAUCGCUACAUUCAUCUCCUCUGAAGCUUCUGAGAGGGCAGCAGUCACUUCUUUUAUACAUGUUUUUUUCUUUUUCAAUUGAUAUGUCAUGUUAUAGUUUUUGUCAUGUAUGUCUUUGCAGGAGUUUGGCUGCUUCAUUUCUUAACUAAUCAUGUGGAUGAGUACAAUCGUUUCCUACUCACUAAACAACCUGUGGAGAUCACCAUGACGAUAUGUUGUAUCAGACGGCUGGAUUUCAGCUUAAUUCUGUUCAAAAUGUAAAUUCUGUGGUUGACUUAUGACUUAAAAUAACAGAUUAUCCUGAAAAAAAUACAUUACAGGAAAAAGGUGGUUGUUUCUGUGGCAAAGAACUGUAUUCAAUGAGCAAGCAUGCCAAACAUCAGAAGUUAGCUGAUUGCCUGAACUUACAAGGUUAUGCAUUUGAAUUCAUCAGUAUUGGCAGUUUAAUGCAAUCAUCCUGCAAGCAGUUUAAAUAAAAAAAAAAACUUU
Messenger RNA from Cyprinodon variegatus (sheepshead minnow), 2233 nucleotides. Its product is annotated as integrin linked kinase. Gene Ontology annotation, molecular function: protein kinase activity; ATP binding; protein binding. Lineage: Eukaryota; Metazoa; Chordata; Actinopteri; Cyprinodontiformes; Cyprinodontidae. Gene Ontology annotation, biological process: substrate adhesion-dependent cell spreading; integrin-mediated signaling pathway; protein phosphorylation. The record is from RefSeq and is a predicted model, not a curated record. Gene Ontology annotation, cellular component: stress fiber; focal adhesion. The transcript has 13 exons. Bases 268 to 1626 code for a protein of 452 amino acids.